Apus apus (common swift) is the source of this 2183-nucleotide messenger RNA. RefSeq names its product CDC like kinase 2 (gene CLK2). The record is from RefSeq and is a predicted model, not a curated record. Gene Ontology annotation, biological process: regulation of RNA splicing; protein phosphorylation. Gene Ontology annotation, molecular function: protein tyrosine kinase activity; ATP binding. The coding region runs from base 203 to 1717 and encodes 504 amino acids. The transcript is spliced from 13 exons. Gene Ontology annotation, cellular component: nucleus. NCBI's taxonomy places the organism in Eukaryota, Metazoa, Chordata, Aves, Apodiformes, Apodidae.
GCGUGCGUGCGUGGUGCUGCGUGCGCGGCGCCGCGGGGAGCUGCGCGCGGCCCGGCGGGGACCCGGAUCGGCGGCGCGGCUGGGGCGCGGCAGCGAGCGGCGAAGCAGGAGCAGCUGGAGCUGGGCCCGGGAUUCCCGGGGGCCCACGGCCGCCAUCACGGAUUUCCUGUGGGACAAACGCACCGGGCUGGCUGCGAGGACGAUGCCUCACUCUAGAAGGUACCGCUCGUCGGAGCGCAGCAGCCGCGGCAGCUUCCACGAGCGCUACAGGAGCCGCAAGCACAAGAGGCGGCGGACGCGGUCGCGGUCGAGCAGCAGCGAACGUGACCGUCGGCACCGUCGGGAAGACAGUUACCACGUGCGAUCCAGGAGCUACGACGACCACUCAGCAGACCGGAGGGCCUAUGACCGGCGUUACUGUGACAGCUACAGGCGGAACGAGUACAGCCGUGAGCGCGGGGAAGCCUACUAUGAUCCUGAGUACCACCAUUCCUACGAGUACCGGCGUUCCCGGGACCGCGAGGGCAGCUACCGGAGCUGCAAAAGCAGCCGGCGUAAGCACAGGCGGAGGCGGCGCCGCAGCCGGUCCUUUAGUCGCUCCUCAUCGCAGCGGAGUCGACAGAGCAGCAGAAGGGCCAAGAGUGUGGAGGACGACGACGAGGGGCAUCUGAUCUAUCGCGUCGGCGACUGGCUACAAGAAAGAUAUGAGAUUAUUAGCACCUUAGGGGAAGGCACGUUCGGCAGAGUGGUGCAGUGCAUCGAUCACCGGAGGGGUGGUGCACGUGUUGCUCUCAAAAUAAUUAAAAAUGUAGAGAAAUACAAAGAGGCUGCUCGGCUGGAAAUUAACGUGCUGGAGAAAAUCAACGAGAAGGAUCCCGAGACCAUGAAUCUUUGUGUCAGGAUGUUUGACUGGUUUGACUACCAUGGCCACAUGUGCAUCUCCUUCGAACUGCUGGGGCUCAGCACCUUUGAUUUCCUGAAGGACAACAACUACCUGCCUUACCCCAUCCACCAGGUUCGGCGCAUGGCCUACCAGGUGUGCCAGGCUGUGAAAUUUCUGCAUGAUAACAAACUGACUCACACUGACCUCAAGCCAGAGAACAUCCUCUUCGUGAACUCUGACUAUGAACUCUCCUACAACCUAGAAAAGAAGCGGGAUGAGCGGAGCGUGAAGAGCACGGCCAUCAGAGUGGUGGACUUCGGCAGCGCCACAUUCGACCACGAGCAUCACAGCACGAUUGUCUCUACCAGGCACUACCGGGCCCCAGAGGUCAUACUGGAGCUUGGCUGGAGCCAGCCCUGUGAUGUGUGGAGCAUUGGCUGCAUCAUCUUUGAAUAUUAUGUGGGUUUCACCCUGUUUCAGACACAUGACAACCGGGAGCACCUGGCCAUGAUGGAGAGGAUCUUGGGGCCAAUUCCUUCUCGGAUGAUCCGGAAGACGAGGAAACAGAAAUAUUUCUACCAUGGUCGCCUGGACUGGGACGAGAACACUUCUGCUGGCCGCUAUGUUAGGGAGAACUGCAAACCACUGCGGCGGUACCUGACCUCGGAGGCUGAGGACCACCACCGCCUCUUCGACCUCAUUGAGAGCAUGCUGGAGUACGAGCCGUCCAAGCGCAUCACCCUGACCGAGUCCCUCAAGCACCCCUUCUUUGACAUGUUGGAGAUGGAGCCGAGCUCAAAAAUGUGGGACUCUAGCAGAGACAUCAGUCGGUGAUGCCCCAGGUGCCAACCUGCCCUCAGAUUCUAGCCCCCGUGGAGGCCCGUGCGAUUUCUAUUCAGACACUUGGUGCUUUUUUUUUUAUAUACAUGAACCCUCUGGAUACGUUUGUAAAGCUGUUAAUAUGUGAGAUACUGUAAAUAGCUCAUAUUCUAUACAGGCCUCAGCACCACAGGCCUGACCUCCUGCUGUUGCUGCUGCCAUUCCCAUGAGGUGAGAGGGCCUGUGUGUCCAUGUUGUACAUACCUGUGUUCAUGUGUCAAUUUGUCUCCUGCCUUCCUCAGUGUAAAUACUCCAGGACUCACAGCUCUCUGUAGCUUAUCUGUCUCCUUGUAAGUUAUGAAACUGGUGGGACUGCAUGGGAAUUAUUUUUUGGAUCAAUGUCAUAGCCCAUCCCCACACCAGAGUUUUAUAAGAAUUUUGUACAGUCUUUGUGAAAAAUAAAUAUGAAGUGAAUAAAGCA